AUGAGCAGAACUAAUACUGAUCUGCCACCGCUCAAGGUCAUUAUUGCUGGUGGUGGUCCAGUUGGCCUAACAUUUGCUCUCAAUCUCACAAUGCUAGUUGGCAAUAAAGCUAAAAUUACGAUCUAUGAAGGUCGAUGGUAUGUUAAUCAAAGUGGGAAAAUAUCAUGGAAAGGUGCAGAUCAAGGAAAUUUUCGCCGAAGUCAAGUAGUCACACUUCAAGAUCACGUCAUUUCACAAAUGCCUGAUUACAUACAAAAGGGUUUAUUUAAAGAAAUCAAUGAGCGUGUUUGGCCGACGUCUAGGAAUAUUCCUAUUGAAGAAGUUGAGGAUCGUCUAUUAGAUCUUAUUCAACCAUUUGCCGAUUCUGGAUGGGUUGAUCUAAUACCAGAAAAUUUACAUGAACAAAGCGUAUAUCUUGUUAAAGGACAGUUUGAUAUUGUAGUGGGCGCCGAUGGAGCGAACUCUUUAGUUAGUCGAUAUUGUAAUAUUCAAAUGGUUUCACAAGGUAUGGAAUACGCUUGUGGAGUGGCUUAUAAUAUUCCUGAGAAUGUGGCAGCCACAGAUGAGCCGUUGCAUCAAGCGCUAAAUUGUAUACUGACCGUUUCUCAAACACGUUAUCUUGUUAAUUCAUCAACAAGUCGUCGUGGGUAUUUAAAUAUUCGUUUAAUCAAAGAUGAAUACGAUGAAUUAACUGAACAUUUGCGCGACAUAAAAGCUACAACAACGAAUAUCGAUUUAGAUAACAAUAUUCAUUUUCCACACAGUCCUGUCUGUACUAUAAUUCGUCAAGGUUUACAAUUUUUCAAGAUACCAUCAAAAUAUGUUAAUCUCAUUGUACCGAUUCAAAUUAAUGUUCGACAUGCAAUGGACUUUUCGCGUGAAUUAAGCUAUCAAAUUGAAGCAGGAAAAAAAACGUUUAAAACAUCACUCAUGUUCCUAAUUGGAGAUGCUGCUAUGAAUGUUCACUUUUGGCCGGGUAGCAUGAAAGAAGCAAUGGCUUUAGCACGAAAUAUUUUUGAAGUUAUAACUAACGAAACUGAACGUUCAGUUCAAGAACGUUCGUUAAGCAUCAAUGAUUUUGUUGAAUUUGAAGGAUUUAUGGGGAAAUUGAGAGCAAGAGAACAACAGGGUCGUUCAUUGCGAGUUACAUUAAAUCCAAUUGAUAGUGCCAUUGAUGAGGCGUACAGUACAGCUCACCUAUCUAAAUGCUUCAAAACAUAUAACACUGGUUUAAAAACAAAAUUGCAGGCAACACGAAAUCGUCUGCAGCAAAGAGAUGAAUGGCCACAUAAGAAUCAUCCCAUUAUUGAUGCUGAACUCGAUAGUGCUGUGUCGCGUGUCAUUCAUACCAUUGUUGCACAAUUAAAUCUUGCUUUACCCUGGCCAACUCGCGAAAUGGGACGAGGUAGCGAAGUUUUGGUUGAAAAAACAUAUCCGCUAGAUCACAGCAAGUAUCUGCCUGUACCUACUCCUACCUUACCAAAAUCUACAGAACAAAAACACGUUACAACAACACUAGUAAAUUUAGCUGAAGAACGUAAUGUUAUUCUCUGGUUAAAAUCAUCGAAUGAUGUAUUGAAUAAUACAUUAAUUGAGUCAAUAGAAAAACCAAACACUCCAUUACGAGUAGUACGUCGAUAUGAAAUUUAUUAUGUUGAUAGUAUUGAAAAUGUAAAAAGUUGGCUUGAGCAACACAAGUCGGUAAUUACUAAAUCAGGUGUAUUGUUCAAAGUGAUAACUCCAUGGUAUAUUACAGAAGAUAAAACGGCUGUUGACGUUAUUCGAACCGUUCGUAGUUCCAUUGCUCAUACACCGAUUGUCAUUUAUACAAAUCGACGUGAAGAAACAAAUGGUGCUUUACAAUUUCCAAAUGUCAUGUCGACAGAUGAUAUGUAUGAUGUAUAUGAGUUUAUUGGAAUUGACUCUGGAACACAAUGGGCUGAUGGAUUUGCUACUAAAUCCAUAGCUCAACCACCACAAUCACCACGAUCAGAACGACAAUCAACAUGUGUUUUAUGGAUUGAUACAGAAGAUAAUGAUAUUGAAACAGCUGAUAAACUGAGACAAAUGGGUAUUGAAUUGAAAUUUUGUGCACGAUUCGACUCGGCUGAAGAUUAUAUUAAACAAAAUGCUGAUAAUAUACGUCGAAUGUUCUCAUUCAAAAUCAUUUGUCGCGGAUGUUAUCAUAGUGAAAAUAAUAAAAAUGCCGUUGAUGUACUCAAGUUAUUGGAUUCAUGUAAGCUAGAAUCCAUACCGGUUCUCACUUAUACACUUGAUAAAGAAAAAUUAAAAAGCCAUUUAAAACAAUAUAGUCGUGAUGCAGAUUUACUAACACGAAUACAGUAUGCUGAUGAAAGACGAGAAGUAAUAGCAUUUGCUACACACAAGAUAGAAUGA
Messenger RNA from Didymodactylos carnosus, 2397 nucleotides. The record is from the annotation of a GenBank genome assembly. NCBI's taxonomy places the organism in Eukaryota, Metazoa, Rotifera, Eurotatoria, Philodinida, Philodinidae.